AUGUAUGUAAUAGACACGGAAGAAUUAACGCAUUUAGUCGAAUCAGCCGUCAAUUCAAUAGAUGUUGAUUUUGUUUCAUUGUGUUUCGAAGCUUUCCGGGAAGAAAAUGAUAUUUUGUUUCCAAUAUGUCCGCCGGUGUAUUCGGAACCCAUUGGAAAUGCUAAAAGUGCGAAAACGGGUAAACUUAAAAUUUCAAGGAUUAAUAAAUGUUCUGGAAGUUGUUAUGGAGGUGAAGAAAUUUGGUUGCUCGUUGAAAAAAUAAACAAGAAGGGACUUGUUGUUAGAUUUUGGGAAGAAUGUAACAAUGGUAAAAUAAUAUGGGAAUCAUCACUGGAAGGAGACGAUUUGAUUUUACAUCAUCAAUACGCCAUAAUAUUCAAAACUCCAGUUUACAAAGAUGUCAACAUAUCGUCAGAAGUUGAAGUUUACAUGAGAUUGGAAAGAACGACGCAACCUAAUCAACCUUGCGAUUAUAGCGAACCCAUAACAUUUGUUUACGAACCUGCAAAAAUGAAAUUGAGCAAAGACGAUAAUCUAUGUAGGAAAGAAUCCAUAUUGACUCCGCUUAAAUCCGCUCACGUAAAAAGACCUCGUACGGAUUCGUCAUCGUUGAAUAAUAAUUAUCAGGGAAAAUGUAAAAUGGACGAUAUAGAAUUUGAAAAUAUGAAUUUCGAAGAAGAAGAAGGAGGAGGAGAAGGGGAGGAGGAGGAGGAUGGAACGGAAAGUUACAUAGAACAAAUUUUAUUCAAUGAAAAAGAUUUAAACGAAUUUGAUCAAGCGUGGGCAAAAUUUAACGUCGAGGAAUUCCUGCAGUUCAUAUCGUCCGACGAUGUCGACAUGCCAUUUCAAAGAGAUGGAAUAUCCGCCGGAAAUCCAAGACACCGUCAAAAUCUUUUAUAUAAACUUUAUUUACUUUACACGAAAUUGGACGAAAGCGACGUGAAGAAAUUAACGGAAGACGUGAGCAAUUUUAGACUGUCGAAAAAAGAAACGAUGGCGGCAACAAUGGCGGCGACGACGACGACGACGACCGAACAAGUCAAAGAUGCUGCAUCGACAUUGUUAAGUUUAAGAUCCAGAGCUUUGGCAAAUAAAUAUUCUUCUCCUUCCGUCGUCGGAAAAAUCUGCGAAAAAAACAAUUCGCAAGAUGGCGACGACGACGGCGACGACGACCAUGACGUUGUAAACAUUCCAGAAGGUAACGGAAACGACUUAAAUUCAAAAUCGUCAGCUGCCACGAUGAGGAAUUCAGGUACGAAAUUGAGAACUUCGAAAAGAAAAGAUGGAAAUUUAAAAUUUUCCGAUAACGGAAACGAUAAAAAAUCAACGAGGGAUUGUAAGAAUAAAAACAUGGAUGACAAAAAUGAGGAAAUGAUUGUAAAUUUAAUUGACGCCAAAGAAAAUGGCGGACAUUUCACCGAAUCCUUCCGAGUUUAUAUUAGAUCACAUAAAGGUGAGGGAAUCGAUUCACAAUUUUUGCCUUAUUUUAAAUUUUCUCGUUGA
This is a messenger RNA of Pediculus humanus corporis (human body louse), 1503 nucleotides long. RefSeq lists its product as uncharacterized. Gene Ontology annotation, biological process: non-canonical NF-kappaB signal transduction; cellular response to stress; innate immune response. The coding region runs from base 1 to 1503 and encodes 500 amino acids. The record is from RefSeq and is a predicted model, not a curated record. The transcript has 9 exons. Gene Ontology annotation, cellular component: cytoplasm. Lineage: Eukaryota; Metazoa; Arthropoda; Insecta; Psocodea; Pediculidae. Gene Ontology annotation, molecular function: DNA-binding transcription factor activity; DNA binding.